Molecule: messenger RNA, 6317 nt
Organism: Xenopus tropicalis (tropical clawed frog)
Lineage: Eukaryota; Metazoa; Chordata; Amphibia; Anura; Pipidae
Gene: parp14.5
Product: protein mono-ADP-ribosyltransferase PARP14, gene 5
Exons: 18
Coding region: 135-5612 (1825 amino acids)
Biological process (GO): negative regulation of DNA-templated transcription
Cellular component (GO): nucleus
Molecular function (GO): transferase activity; glycosyltransferase activity; RNA binding
Source: RefSeq, a predicted model, not a curated record
UGAGAAACGAAACAGAAACUUCUGCCUCUCCCUCCUCCAACAGCAAAUUCCUCAUUCUGCCCCUUCCUGGGAUCUGCCCUGCCAGCCGACAGUAACCUGCCACCUCUAACUGCCCCUUCUACACUGCCCUGAGCAUGGGGGACACUGAUACAUUCCCAUUCCCUGUGGCCCUAGAGUGGAAUCUGGGGCCCGAGAAACUCAAGGAGCUGAAAAACAAACUGCUUGUGUAUUUCCAGAGCAAGAGCAAGUCUAACGGAGGGGAGUGUGUGAUCAGGGACCCCGACUGCACCCCCGGAUAUGUCCUCAUCCACUUCAGCCAAGAAACAGCGCAGCAGCAGGUUCUGCAGAGAGAGAGUCACACCCUGACGUUAUCGGGAGGAGAGAAACUGAAGUUACACGUCCGACUGCCCGGGGCAACUCCUCCCAUAGGGGGCAAGGAUCUUAAUAAUCAACAAUCACAAGAAAAUCUCCAGCAGCAGCUCGAUACAGAGGAUCCUCCCCAGGGACCAAAUACUGGAUCCCAUGAUUCCCCACCCCCCGUGAUCCUGAUCGGGAAUGUCCAGGACUCCUGCUCACUUGAGAUGUUAAACCUCUUGGUGGAGAGCGUCAGCGGGAAACAAGAGGACUCAGACUUCCACGUGGAGAUGAUUCCUGAGUUCUGCUCUGCUGCUCUCACCUUUACCUGUAACGUUGAUUUCUACAGUUUUAUGGGCGACUUCUCCAGGAACCACAGGGUUAAGCAACUGAAACUCACAGCGAAGCCUUUGGAGGCCACCAAUGUUAUCCGAGCUGAGAAUCUGCCCCCAAACACAGGCGAGGACCACCUGAUGAUUUACUUUGAGAGCCCACAGCACGGGGCGGGUAAAGUUGAGGACGUGGUGCUUUUUCCACAAGAGGAGGCUGCAGUUAUAACAUUUCAUGAUAAAGGAGCUGCAGAGAUGGUGAUGGCAAAGCAGCAUAUGUUUGGGAAGAAGCCGAUAUCCGUGUAUCCUUACUAUGAGUCCCUGGGUUUAACUCUGUAUGGGGAGAAGGGACCUUGUGUAACAUUACCUGAACCCCUGGAGGUGCCAGUCAGUCCGUAUGUACUGGAAUUCAUACUGGGAGACCCACAGAUAAAAGGCGACAUAGACAAGAAGAUGGCAGAUAAGAACUGUGAGAUGACAUGGCCAGAUCCAAACUGCCCCAAUCCCACCAUUAAACUGUCCAUCCCCAGCUCCAUAUCAUCUCAUCUCAGGACUGUGGCAAAGAUUGUACGGACAUGGAGAGAUCAGGUUUCUACAGAAUUCUCCCUUUUUAUUUCCAAGUUCAAAGUCGCAGAGUACGAUGUGAUUCCACCAGUUUGGGAAGCCAUCAAAGGAGAAGCCAGCAGCUCCACAUAUAGGGGGGUUUUGGUCAAACCAGACCUUUCCAAACACAAAGUCUUCCUUGCAGGACUCUCCAAAGUUAUGACUAAGGAAGAGGAAACUUUCAGGGCCCUGGUAGAAAAUACCACCAGGCAAAUUGAUAGACAAAAUAACAGCUUGGCCAAAGCCGUGCCGCUCUCUCCUGCUCGCUAUGAAAUCAUGAAAACCAAUGGCCUUGAGAAGAGCCUACAGAAAUCAUUUCCAAAAUUAAAGAUCUCCUAUGAUAUAGAAGCAAAGAAUAUUGAGCUCUAUGGGCUGAAAGAGGAAGUUUUGGGCUCCCAAUGUGAAAUACUAAGCAUGGAAAAAGGUUUCAAACGCAAACCCAUUACUCUCGAGGGUCACGUGGUAAAAUUCCUGCAGGCAGCAGGACAUGAAGAACUCUCAUGCUUUCUGUUCAUACGGCACAAUAUCAACGCAAUGUUUGAGGUUGAGGAUAAUGAAGUCGCUUUAACCGGACUCUCCAUGAAGGAUCUGUCAGAGGCAGAAGCACAGAUGGGCCGAGAGUUAGUCUGUAAGCAACUUACUGUAGAAGACAAGAUGAUUAUCCAAAAACAUGAGUGGAAAAGUUUGAAGAAAAAUUUACAUGAAACUUUGAAUGCUGAGAAACAAACCAUUGUGAUUGAGGAGUUUCCCCGAGGGGCAGAGAAUCAGGUGGUUAUUGCUGGUCUGGCUCCCAGUGUAGGGAAAGCUUCCCAACAGAUCCAUGACUUUCUGGAGAUGAACACUCCCAUACAGAAGGACAUUCCCGUCACAUCGGUGGCCGUUAUACAGUUUAUCAUGGAGAAGAAGGAACAGGACAUGAAUAAAAUAAAAAAGAAUGUUGAGAUUGCGAUGAAGCACAGGACUAUCUCCAUGUAUGGUCCGAGACCGUACGUUCAAGAGGCAGUCGGCCUUAUGGAAAAUGUGUUGGCCUCUCUGCACUGGGAUGUACUGGAGAUUAGGAAGCCAGGAGCCAAGAAGUUCUGCUUGAAGAACAAAGAGCUUCAUGUCAAUACAGCAAAGACUAAGUACAACUGUGUGAUACAUUUACAAGAGGACGGAGAAGAUGGGUUUAUUCCUGAUGUGAAGUGUGAGGGUGUCCUCCAUUAUCAAGUGAACCUGCCGGGUGGAGUGACCGUUGCAGUCUAUAAGGAUGACCUGGCCCGUCACUCUGUUGAUGUUGUGGUUAAUGCAGCCAAUGAGGAUCUGAAGCACAUAGGGGGGCUUGCAGGGGCCCUACUGAGAGCUGCGGGGCCCAAACUACAAACUGAUUGUGAUCAGAUUAUAAAAAUACGAGGGAGAUUAUCGGCUGGUGAUGCAGUGAUUACUGAUGCCGGGAAUCUGCCCUGCAAGCAGGUCAUACACGCUGUUGGGCCCGUAUGGAACGCGUUCUUUCCAGGGAAAUGUGACCGGCAGCUCCACAAAGCAAUAACCAGCUGCUUGGAUCUGGCUGCAAGGAAAGGACACCGCUCCAUCGGGAUCCCAGCUGUCAGCUCAGGGAUUUUUGGAUUUCCACUAAAAAGAUGCGUGACCCAUAUCCUGGGGUCCAUUAAGGCGUAUGUGGAGGACAACUCUGCCCACAGCACCAUCAAACAGAUCCAUCUCGUUGCUCUUGAGUCUGCCACCGUCCAGGCCUUUACUGAUGCUCUCAGAGCAGAAUCUGAACAGCUGAAAGUUGGAUCAGCACCAAAAGCAACAAGCGACGUCACAAUUAAUAAACGAGAGAAGUCGCCAUCACCAACCAGGGUCACCAACUCCCAGGAGCAGACAGUGACCACCAAUGAGGGGCUGAUCAUAAAGGUUAUCCAACAGGCGAUUGAAGACUCCACAACUGACGUCAUUGUGAACAACGUGGGGCAGAAGCUCCAGCUGAACGAAUGGCAGAUAAGCAGAGCCUUGGCCGCUCGGGCUGGACCUCAACUGCAGCAGCUUCUGUCCAAUAGCAGCCAAGGGGCAUCGGCGCCAAAUGGAUCAGUGUUCUCUACUGACGGCUGCAACCUCAACUGUGCGAAGGUUCUUCAUGUUGUGAUGCCACAAUGGGAUCGCAGGGUGGGAGAGAGGGUGCUCAGGAAAAGUAUAAAAUCCUGCCUGAAGCUGACUGAACAACAGAGCUUGCAAUCAAUAUCAAUUCCAGCCAUUGGCACGGGAAAACUGGGUUACCCUAAGGAUCUGGUGGCAGCGGUAACGUUUAAAGAAAUUUUACACUUUAGCUCUAAGGCACAAAGCCUCCAAGAAGUGAAUAUCGUCCUUCACCCGAGAGAUACAGAGAAUAUCCAGGUAUUCUCCAAGGAACUUCAGCGGCUCUGCAGGGAGGAUUCCCCGAGUGACACAAAUUCUCCCUCCAGAACAUCAUCGGAUUUCUUUGGAACGGUGACGAGCCCGGCGCUGGGGGUCCAUGAGAUGAGAAUCGGCCCCAUUACCUACCAAGUGAAGACCGGAGACAUCACCAAGGAGAAUACGGAUAUUAUUGUCAAUUCCACAAACAAUUCCUUCACCCUCCAAUCAGGGGUCUCUAAAGCAAUUCUGGAUGCGGCCGGACCAAGUGUUACACUAGAAUGUCAGCAGCUCGGGGGAAACCCUUCCGUUGCCUCUUCCUCAGCGAUGGGCAAGAUGGCUGCUCUGCUCUCUGGGCUUCCAUACGGGACACAGGGUCAGACAAGUUUCAUCCUGACUCAGAGUGGGAACCUCCAGUGCACAAAUAUCCUCCAUGUGGUGGGACAGACCGACCCGAAAUGUAUCCAGAGGUGCGUCCUGGAUGUCCUGCAGGAGUGCAACAGGCUGCAAAUGGCUUCCGUUGCCCUCCCAGCCAUGGGCACAGGUGCGGGGCAAGUUCCUGCCAGUAUCGUUGCCGGCGCCAUGUUGGACGGAGUGGAGGAUUUUGUUAAAUCCCAAGCGGCACCGUCAGUUACGACUGUCAGAAUUGUCAUCUUCCAGCAGCCCAUGCUGAGCGACUUCUACACGAGCAUGAAGGGGAAGGAAGGGACAGCCGUGUCGCAGCCACAGUCCAUGUUCAGCAAACUCUACUCCUGGGCUCUACCAGCCAAGAAGAAGCCCACCCAGAAGUUGACGGCAUUUCAAUUGACUGAUAACAUUGAUCCGGCCAUUAUACACCUCUGUGCGGCCAAUAAACAGGAGGUCAGCGACACCAGGUUGUGGCUGGGGAAACUAAUUCUAGACGAGCAGUCUGAGGAGGUUCUCCAGGAUGAGUGGGUCGGAGACUUUGAAGAGGCCGAGCAACAGGCACUAUCAGAUUUACAGAAGAGGCUACAGGUCUUUAUUGAGUAUGAACCUUCCACUCCUUCUGUGAAGGUCUCGGGCCUCACCAGGGAUGUCAUGGAGGCCACCAAGGAAAUCCAGGCCAUGAUAAAGCAAAUAAGGGACCAGAGAACCACGGAACGUGAGGCUGAGCUGUACAGUAACCUGGUGGAAUGGAGCUACCAUGAUGGCAGGAGAAUGGUCCCAUUCGAUAAACUGACAAACCUACAACUGGAGGAGGCGGCAAGUGAGAAGAAGCGCCAGGUUACUGUGAGGGUGAAGGGAAUGGAACUCACUGUUGAUAUAAACAACAGAAAGGCUACAGACUCUCGCGGAAACACCAAGGAGAUCAGGCGGGUGGCCAAACACGAAGGAGAGACCUUGAAUUUACCUCAAAACUGGGAUCCAAUGGGGAAAGAGCAAGUCAAGGUGGUACAAUUGGCCGUUAAUUCCCCAGAAUACACCACUGUCCAGGGCAAAUUCGCCCAGACCUGCGCCAUGAACAUCCUUAAGAUUGAGCGGAUCCAGAACCAAGCUCUGUGGCAGAACUAUCAGAUCAAAAAGAACCAUCUUGACAACAAAUAUGGCGGCACCACCAACGAAAUGCAGCUGUUCCACGGCACCGACAGCGCUACAGUGCUCAACGUCAACCGCAACGGCUUCAACCGCAGCUUCGCUGGGAGGAACGCGGCCAUGAUUGGAAAUGGGACGUAUUUCGCGGUGAAUGCCAAUUACUCCGCGCAGGGCACCUACUCCCAACCCGAUGGGAAUGGGCACAAGCGGAUGUACCUGGCGCGGGUACUGACGGGAAAGUAUUGCCACGGUCAGCGUGGAAUGAUAACUCCUCCCCCCAGGAACCAGGCCGACCCAACGGAUCUGUACGACAGUGUAACGGACAAUCCCGCCGGUCCCUCCAUGUUUGUGAUCUUCAGUGACAUCCAGGCCUACCCCGAGUAUCUCAUCACCUUCUCCUGAGGGGCCCGGGGCAAACCAUGCACCUAUAGUCAGUGGGAGGGGCCUUAGGUUUCUGGGGGCCCCCCAGUGCCCAAUGAAGGUCCGUGUAGGCCCCGGGCUGAAUGUUACAUUGUGCCCACUGUUUCAUCCCACUAAUAAUAACAAACAGAACAGAGAUAUGAACUGUUUUGGCCAAUCAGCAGCUAGUCUGGUCUUCAGGGAUAUCCGGCCAAUAGAACCGGCCAAGUGCGGUAUUUACUCUGCCCGUGACACUGAGGAGCGGUGGGGGGGGGGCAGCUCAAGCUCAUAUUGAAUUGGUGCAGAAUCCGCUCUGCCUGGUCCCCCCCCAGCUCAGCUCCUGGGAUAUCUGAAUGGAUUUGCACUUACAUGUUUGUGGGGCGCAGUAUCAUUCGCUGCUGCACCCCCAUUAGGGGGAUAAUGAUCCCACCCCCAGAUACCAAUUAACUCCGUGUCAGUAGACAGAUAAUGACCCAGAUUUUGCCCUGUGAUAUAUGUACCCAGGAGGGGUAAGAAGGCGGGGCUUGACUCAGGGAAGGACAUGCCGGUGAGGCUGACACCCAAGUGCCUGUGUAUAAUGGUUACCGAGUCGCUGCUGCCAUAACAUUUUACAGUGCGGUUCCUUGAAACCACUGGACCUGGUACAAUCAGCACUUUUCUGCCAGUGGCAGACCCAGUGUCAGACCCAAUAAAAGUUCUGAUAUGAAA